AAGCGAGCCGUACAGUUUUUUUUUAUAUUGUUCCAUCUUUUCCCCCAUUUCGCGCUGCAUUUGGUGUUCGGUCCGCGAAGAAAAACGCACGGCAAACGGUAGCAGCGAGCCCGAGAGCUGUGCCACACUACCGUGGGAACGGCAGCAUCACAGGAUUCACCGUGCCAGAGGCCAAAGGAAGUGCAUUCGCUUGUUCCUGCAGAGGGAAGCCAACAAGCCCCAGCGAGCACUCGAGCGAAAGCUGGGAAGAAGGGAGGGAGAAUAGACAACAACAAAAAAAAUCCCGUGACCGUGAACGGCCGUGAUCCGUCGGCCGCUGGUUAUCGCGGAAAAUCUUCGUGCCGCCCUGCCCGUGAUCGCCUGGUGAACAGGUUGCGUUAUUUCCAUUUUCCUCUCGGUGUGUGCGUGUGUGUUGGUGAAUUGCCGUUUUUUGCAACAUCUCGCUAAAGCUGAAACGAGUGCUACUGGGGUCGACGGGAGAUUGCACACAUUGCAAUCGCAGCAACCUGUUUUUCCACCCCACUUUCGGCUUGGGCUGGGGCCCGGGGGGGAAAGAAAUACGCGCAAACCCGCCCGUGAUAGUGAAAAUGAUAGUGCACGCAACGACGACGAUGAUGCUUCUGGCGUUUUCCGCCGCUACUGGUUGCCGUAAUACCGUCGUCGUCCCGGCCGCGCACCGCCGCCGUUACCGAUGAGCGGGGAAAAGGCGCUUGAAGGAAAGCUCGAGGCUGAACGAUAGCAUCCUCGGCCGGACGGGGGAGGCAGGUGAUCGGCUGGUGUGUUGCAUCGACGCGGUUUUCGUCGCCCAUCGUAGCAAACGCUGCUGGGUGGUGGUGCACUGUGUAAGUGUGCGAGUGCAUUGUGUGUGUGUGUGUGAUUAUUCGUCUCAUCCGUGUCAUUUGAAGCGCGCGAGCAAGCGGAAAAGCCGAAAAGUGGAAAAUAUCAUCAUCUUCAUUAUCGGCCAAAAGAGAAAGAAAGAGAGGGUGCGAGGUGACAGCAGCAUAAAGCAAUAAAUGUGGCCGUUUAGUGGGUGUGUUUGUUUGGUGAAGCUCGAAGUGCAGUGAAAAUACGCUAACUAGAGAAAACCUCCCUCCGCCGUCAACGGGGAAAAAACGGCGAAGAAAAGGAAGCAAACGCAGCGGAAAGCAUAAUUUUGGGGGAAAAUCAUACCACCACCACCGCCGCCGCCGCCGCAUACAUACAUACACGCACACACAGACACACACACGCGAGCGCAUAGCAGCAUUUUCGCGGUCGGUUUCGGGUUUGCGGCACUAUGCAGUGCCUAACGGAGCGUCCGGAUUUCCACCGAGGGCUGCAAUACCAACACCACCAACAGUAUCCGUUUGCUGUUGCAACAAUUGAAGCGUUGUCGUUGCCGUCUUCGUCGUCGUGUUUUGUAAAACUGAAACAGCCAUCGUAGAGAAGCGCGUUGCGCAUCAUCGAAAUCAUCACAACAUCCCCGUGAAGCGCGAAGAACACAUUUCCUAGCGAAACUCGACGAAACGCCAACUAAACGAACAGAAGAAGAACAAACGCAGGAGCGGACGUGUGCUUAGAGAGGGCAACUGUAGAAACGGGGCAUCAACUCGGCAGGAACCAUGAGAACGAAACCAUUCCUGCUGAUACUGACGUGCGUGCUUAUGACCACCUUUCUACUGAUCCUGUUUGGUUCCGCCGGUCAGCAGAAUGAUUCGCUCAAGAACAUUGUCUCCCAGACGCAUCAGCAGUUUCGCAACUUUAAGAAAAAUCUCCGUGAAUCCAAUGGCGAGCCGCGGCCCGAGGUCGACCCGAAGUAUCUCGCCCAGCUCGGCUUCACCCAACCGCUGUACAAUGCGAGCGCGAGGGCCAACUUCACCAUCGUCACGUACGCCCUGCCGGGGGACAUUGCGUCCGCCCUACUGUACGUCCAGCACGUGGCUAUGAAGCUGCCCGCCCAGCCGCUGCUGGUGUACGAUCUCGGGCUGGCCGAGGCGGACCUGCACACCCUGCAGGGUUCGUGCAACAGUACCGCGGCCACGCACUGCACUGUGAUAACGUACGAUAUGAGCCGGCUGCCGGCGCACGUGGCCGACCGGAGCAUGCACGCGUUUCGGCCGAUCAUCAUCCACGAUGCGCUGGCCCGGUCGAAGCUGAUCCUGUUCACCGAGAACAGUGUGCGGCUGCGGGGUAGCAGCAAUGUGGUGCGCGACCUGGAGGAUGUGCGAUUGCGGGCGGAAAACAGUACCUCCGGGGUGCUGGGGUGUGCGACGAAGCAGCCAGUAACGAGCCGGACGCAUCCGAAGAUGUUCGAGUACUUCGAGAUUGCGGUGGACAACUUUUACUUCCUGCCGAUGACGUCGCUCGAGUUUGUGUUCUUCCGCAACAGUGCGACGGUGAACGAGAAGGUGCUACUGCCCUGGGUGCGCUGCGCGUUGACGCUGGAGUGCUUGCAUCCGAUUGGAGCACAAACCGGUGGCUGCAAGUACAACAAGAAGCCGCUGUACCGGUACUCCGGCUGCCACGAGUACGACACGUGCGCGUUCAACAUCAUCCUCGGCAUGACGUUCGGGUACGACGAGAGCAACUACUCCAACCUGGACCUCGCCAACCUGUACUAUCUGGAAACGCUCGAGCAGGCGACCAAGAUACUGGAAAAUCGGCGCAAAAACAUCAGCGACACCUCGGAGCAUCCGUUCACGGAGGAGUAAGCGUGUUGGAGGCCGCGCUGCCCGUCACUGCCCCUCUGUCUGUUGUGUGGGUACGUCGUACUGAGGUAGAUUUUAGUUCAUCAUACUCUCCACCACCGUCAAAGCAAAACGACCAUAUAGCGUGUGAAAUAGCGCAGGAACGCAUUUUUUUUUUCUCGAAUUUGAUUUUCAGCAUUUUCAGAGUGUGCCACCAUCCCGUGACGUUGGUAUCUCAUCAAAGUGUAUGAAACUUUGAACAGAUAUCGGCGGAAGGGUGACGACACACAAAUGCCAUACCCACACACAUACACACACUCGCUCAGAAAGCAAUUUCCAAUAUUCAAUUACGAGCUGCUGCUGAACUGAAGAACACGUUGGACCUUUUUUCGAUGAACAUUUAAUAAGAAAUUUCCCAAGGAAAUAGGUACGUGAUGGUGCGUGAUUGCAUGCUUGCUCGAAAGCAAUCGGCCCACACAGACACACAAGAAAAUGGAAAAGAAAUAACAAAAAGUAUUAAUUUUGGGAGCAAAAAUGAUAACAUCACGUCACGAAACCGUGCCCGCAGCAACAUAUAAAAAACAAAAAGCAUUAAAAAUA
Molecule: messenger RNA, 3266 nt
Organism: Anopheles arabiensis
Lineage: Eukaryota; Metazoa; Arthropoda; Insecta; Diptera; Culicidae
Exons: 4
Coding region: 1602-2690 (362 amino acids)
Source: RefSeq, a predicted model, not a curated record